Molecule: messenger RNA, 4992 nt
Organism: Schistocerca gregaria
Lineage: Eukaryota; Metazoa; Arthropoda; Insecta; Orthoptera; Acrididae
Exons: 4
Coding region: 1160-4903 (1247 amino acids)
Source: RefSeq, a predicted model, not a curated record
GGAUGCUCUCACAUUCCGAUCAACUUGCUCGAACCCAAUAUGCUGGCCUUUAGAGGAAAACGUAUCACAAAGCAAACUAAAACUUUUUUAAGGAACAUUCAACUUCUUGAUGAUAUAUGCAUCGAACAGCUAUAAUGCGUCAUAGAACAAAUACGUUUAUUCCUGGUCAAAUUAACUGAGAUUUUAGAAAUCCUCUUCAACUUUGACCAAAUAAUGACAACUUACCUAAGUAGUACAUCCGUCGAUCCUUUUGUUCUGCUUGUUUCUUUGAAACUUCUAUUUCAGCGGGGCUAGGAUCUCACCGGCUUUGGAUCUAACAAUCCUCUUGAAAUGCGUAUGCUUAAGAGCGUUCCUACCGGCUUUUGCUUCACUCGUUCGGCCCUUCCGAGAACCCCAGCAUCUUUGACGAACCUCCCUAGCUACGAAAUGCCUGAAUAUUUUUCUUGAACAGUUUACAUUCCAACGCUUCUCAAAGCCCAUUUUUUGCAUUUCUUAGCCACCGGAGAACUGAACACGAUAACUUCAGAUAUGUUGCGCGUCUUGAUAUUCGUUUCCACAGCCCCCGAUUUCCACUGUGCCUCAAGACUGCUCCAAAAAAUUCGGUACACUUUUUCUAGAAAAAGUUCCUACCCAAGGACAUUGUGUGACGGAUUUACCAACCUUUGGUCCUCGAUAAGUUAUAGCUCGUUUUCGCGCAAAAAAGAGUCAAGUCGCACUUGGUGGUGACUGCACCAUGCCUGACCUACCGAGCCCGCAAAAUGCCUGGUACGCAACGAUUCCUAUUUUUUUUACGCGUUACGAUGAUUUAAACGCUUUUACAACCUCUAUGCAACGGAGUCGAAUAUUAGGAAGUGCAUCUUUCAAAUGAGAAGGAAGCCAAGACUUGGGCGAACCAAUUCAGAAUUGUGUUUCUGUAGUCAGAACUCCACUGGCAUUCUUGUACUCACAGGGUACAAGGUCGAAAUUUUGCCGCGUUCCAAAAGAUAGUAAACAGCCAAAGCUAUCACCCUCUAUAGUAGGACUGACCUGUUGAUUUCAAAUACAUCCCACCUAUGACACGAUGCAUGAAUUUCAAUUUGGAAUCAAACAAUCAUGUGCUUACACAGAUGCGGUACAAUUAAACUUUUUCUUGAUUGACUUCUAUCAUUUUGUUGGUUAAAUGCAGAGCAUAGACCACUGCAGGUUUCAAAUAGGUUAUGUCCUAGAUGCCAUUCAUUGGAGAGAGCGGCAUUUUUUUAUAGUGAAUCCAAAACCGGUGAACUCUGUGACGGGCCUAGAUGCGGCAGAUUACCCUAAACAAAAUGACGUGUUCUGUUUCGAGUGCGCGAUCUAUUCCUUGUCUAAUUCAAAUGAGCUGAACGUGAGCAAGAAUAACUUGCUGCUUCAGGCGAACCAAAUAUUGGCCCACAACUCCGAAGUACUGAAAAUGUUUUUCAUUGACACGGAUGUGACCAUAUCUUUGCUACGCUACGCGAUAGACGGACUCUGCACUCUGACGGACCCAAUUCAGAUAGAUCGCUUGUUCGAGUUGCUGCAGCACAUAAAAGCUGUAAUUUUAGAUUCUUUCCUGAUCAAGCCAGCACUGAAUAUUUUGACCUCGCAACUGCGAAGCAGACCUUGGCAAGCUUGUACCCACAUUCUCGUACUUUUGGGAAAAUGGCUCGAACCCUUAAACGCUGCUCAAUGCAAAGUGAUUCGCCAGGCGCCAGAAUACAUGCCUGGAGUUGAAAUUAUUUCAUACCUGCAACAAGAACAUCUUCCUUCUAUCCUCUAUUUGGUAAAUGAUGUGUAUUAUCUGUCAAAUGAAGGUGUGCGGGCGUUGAUCAUGUAUAUUCUUUGUCAAAUUAGAUACGCGCCGCCAGAGCCGCAACUUAUGACGUAUUUUGCCUCUCUGGUCGAGCAGCUUUCGUCCAGUGAGCUGAUAGACCUUCAGAUCAACCUUCUGUCGCACAUACUUAGUCUGGUGAAAACUUUUAGAAUAUGUACUCAGGAUCUGAUUCACGUGCUCAACAUGAAGUUGCUCUCUGAGGACAUCAACGUCAAGUUGUUGACAUUGCAGAUUGUGUUACAGGAAAUCGACUUUGGGGAAGGUGAAUGUCAGAUGCUCAUCGAAGAUACCUGCGUCGAAUUCCUGGUCGAAUUGCUGGCGUCACUUAGAUACGAGCCUAUUUCGGACGUCACUCGCAUGGUUACGCAGUGCAUAAUAGCCCUGAGCAUGUUAGAAUACAAAUUCAUCGAGCGCGCUUGCUUGAUAUCUGGCGACCUUUUUUCCUCCUUCUUGAAUUUGCAUAUCCGCGAAGACAUAGAAAUGUGGAAGGUGGUGAUUCCAUUUUUGAAAAGCAUUCUUCAAAUUCCUGCAUUUGCAGCGUCCCUGGACGUCGACGUGUUUUGUAACGCGGUAGAUCAAUUUUUCGGUCCAAUUGUUCACGAAAACGAGAUUAGAAAUGUGGCAGCCGACUUAAUCGCCUGCUACGUUUCAAACAACUCGGUGUUGAGAGACGACAUUUCAAAGAUCUUUGAUCUAUCUGCGUCUUUCAAAUUGUUCGACAACAUCGACUUGAACAGCAAUGGCAUUCUUGCUGUGAUUAUAGCGUUCCUUCCGUUUUCUAUUGUUGAAUACCAGUUCUUGAUUACGUUCACGAUUACACCUCUUUUCCUCGGCGGAGUUCCGAAACUAAGCUACGACGAAGUGGCUGCGGAGCAAUUUGUUUUUUUGUUUAUUAGCUAUUUAAGAGAGCUUACCCGUUCCUCGAAGUUUGAGCUUCAGAUAGAGUGGGUGGAGCAGAGUUUGAAAAUGCACCUGUUGUCUAGUCUGCUGACGCUGCACAGUUGUUUUGGCGUUAGCAGCAAGGCGUCUGGGUUGAUCCGAACAUUGAUAGUGGAAGUUUUAUCGAUAUUGGACAGCAGUUACAUGGUGGAUCAGCAUUGGGACGCUUGGGAGAGUGCGCUUUUGUCUAGAACCGACUCUGCCGCGUCGAGUUUUUCGAUGGCGACGACCGCUACGCCCCUUGACUUCGACAAGUCGCUCAGCUUUUUGUGCGUUGGAGCAAAGAGCGCGCCGCCUGGGGUGCAGACGACGAUCAUUGACCUUUUGUAUUGGGCGACCAUGUACGAAGAUUAUCAAGUUUUGAGCAUAACUAGCGGGGGGGACUCCAGAAAGGGGUUGAAGAGGGCGGUGCUUUCGUUGAACGUGCUUUCCUUGGACACGAAGUCGCUCCUGAGGUUGGCCUACAUGUGGGCGGCGUCGUACGACCCGAGGUUAGAGAGUUUGGAGCAGGCCAAUCAGUUUUUGGUGGAUGCCAUGUCUAGGGUGAGGGUUGGGGUGAUUUUGACGCUUUCCCCGUCUUAUCCUUGCGUGCAGAGAUCUGUGAUUCCUCAAGAGCUGCUGACAUGGAUAUGGAAUCAUUCCAACGGCGGCCUUGAAGAGUUGAGUUUGAUGGAGAUGAGCAUGUUCAUUAAUGGUAUAAGGGCGGAGGACGUCAAGUAUUUGAAUUGGAUUCACAACGUUGCGAGUUCUUCAGCGGCGAUCCGGCUGUUGGUGACGGCGCUGAGGUCUACAGGCAGCCAGAAGGCGGCUUCAGUGGGGUUGACGACGACGCAGGUGUUGUACUGCAUAUCGAGGCUGAUUGGCUAUUCAUCGUCGGUGGUGUUGCCCAGCUUGUUGACGCAUCUUUUCCCCAUCAUUAUGAGGUCAUUGGACUUCGACGACAUGCUUCUCCAUGCGCAGAUAGUCACCAAGUUGCUGUUGUACGAGUACCUCUAUCAGAAGGAGUCGUCGAACAAGAUAUCGGCGCCCCGCAUAUACAAGAAGUAUCUUCCUUGUUUGGAGUGUUGGUUGUACGCUCAGGAGGACGUGCAGAAGUCGGUGCGGGAGCCAGAGAUGAGGUUGGCGCUAAUCAAUUUUCUCAACGCGUUGGUAUACAUUAACGGGAAGGAGGCGCGGCGCAUACUGUCGAGGCCGGCGGUUUCGAAGUUGGUGUUGAAUUGCUUGCAUUCUUCAGUUGACAGGUCUGGUGGGUCUUGUUUGUCUGCUUCUCGAGGGGCGGCGAUUUUGUUUAUAUACCAGCUUUUGCAGUACAGUUCGCCUUCUGAGGACAAGGCGGUGGACUCUGAGUCCAAGUUGCUGCAGGCGAUAUACAUGAUGCAGGAGCCGAAUCCGAUGGUUUCCUUGGUGGGCAUACAGUUUGUGUCGGUGCUGCGGUUUCACCCUGGGGCGGCUUGGAAGUUGCAUUUCAACUUGGUGUGCGGCGUGCUGCUUCAGUUUUUCAGAGAGGGGGACCGGAUACUGAGUUACGAGAGCAUGUGGCAGUUUUUGCAGCUGUGUUCGAGGGUGCAGCCGGAGUUGGCGCAGGAAAUGCUUACCUUGCCGCACCACGUGUCGAUUUUGGGUUCUUUGGGUUCGUCUCAGCGUUUUCCGGAAAACGAGCCAUACACGCUUCCGCAGGUGUUGUACAUGACGACGUUGUAUGGAACAUGUGCGAGGUUGAAUCUCGGGCACAUUCCCAAGCAGAUGUUUGAGGUGCUGACGUCGGAGGCGCAUUUGGAGAGGAUGGCGUUGACGUUGGCGACGACGGACGACGCGAACAUUUUCGCGUUGUUGACUAUUUCGCUGCAUCACGCGUCAUCUUCUGGGAUGUUGUCUCCGGCGCACAAGGGCGCGAACGCGAGUUCUUACCGGAGCGUGUUGGGGGCGUUGGAGAGGGUGUUGAAGAAGGCGCAGACGGAGCAUCCGAAGGUGGCGCCAGCUCCGAACUACCGGGUGCCGAUUGAUGCGGGGGGGGUGUUGGUGUUUCCUGGGCACGUAUAUCCGAAUUUUGAUCGGAUUCACGAGAUUCCGAUAGGAGAGAGGGUGCGCAGGUUGCUGCAGUGGUUGGAGGUUAUAAACAGGCAGUUUGAGCAGUGAGUGGAGCGGGUUGGGGUGGGGGUGCGGAGAGUGUGGCGAUGUGUGUAUAUAAAGGGGGUUGUGUUUUGGUGUGUAAAAAAAAAAAAAAA